Messenger RNA from Capronia epimyces CBS 606.96, 2811 nucleotides. RefSeq lists its product as uncharacterized. The transcript has a single exon. The coding region runs from base 1 to 2811 and encodes 936 amino acids. Lineage: Eukaryota; Fungi; Ascomycota; Eurotiomycetes; Chaetothyriales; Herpotrichiellaceae. The record is from RefSeq and is a predicted model, not a curated record.
AUGCGUGCCGCGGCGUACCUGCUUGGGGAGCAUCUUGACCAGCACCGCAAAGGACGCCAAUGCGAUGACGGGAAUAGAUUACGCCGCAGACCAGUCAGCUUCCUGAUCAGGGGUGAAGAGGUCAGCCACGUCGAAUUCCUGCGAUACUUUCGGCGGAAGAAGGUCAGCGACCCGGUUGCCUGGGUCCGGGAACAGGGAAAGAAGGGGGAUUCGGUACUCAGCGAGGAUGUCGAACUCGUCACCGGCAUCGCGACGCCGGAAUCCGACUCGGAAGAGAAUGAGAAGGAGCAUGAGUACGAGCAUGAUCAUGAUCAUGAUCAUGAUGCAGCCGUUGCCGAACGCGAGGCUGAACUCUGGGUCGAUGUGGCACGAGUGCAACCAACGGAAGAGAUUGAAGAACAAGACCUCUUGCCAGAUCGUAUGGCUGGGAGGGAUCCGUUUCAAGAGUAUGCGGCCGCUAAUAGUCCUCUGCGGCGGCAAGACAUGCAGUCCCACAUCUCCGAUCAGAUGUCCACGUCCACGUCGGUGUCUUUCCCGCGAACAGGGCCUCUUCAAGCCUCGUCGGCGUGGACGUUGACAUUGACGCCAGUGCUCUUCAGGCCUCAGGCCUUUCACGCCCUGGAGCACCUGAACUAUAGCAUGUCGACGUAUAUCAGUUCUUACGCGGCCUCUGCCCGGUCGCUCAGGCACAUGGAGCCAGCAGUGCACGCCUAUACGGUGCAUGCCGUAUUUGCAUCCAAGAUGGCUGACGGGAUGGCACUGCUCAAACGGAUAUCGCGGCAACAACAAUAUCACAAGGCAAAGGUGCCUGACCAGACUGCGGCCCAGGCAUUCGCCAGCUUUCAUCACGGCUUCGAGCUGGUGCGCACCAUUUUGAGGGACGACCACCCCAUGAGCUUAGCCGUAAUAUUGGGCACGGUGUGCGAGCUGAUCAGCCACACCGGCCUCGUUGGAGGCGGAGGAGAAGGCGAUGGCGAUGGCGAUGGCGACCACGGCUCCUCGACUGCCGCGAACGACAAGCCUGUCACCCUUUUCUGGACCGUGACCGCCCAGCUGCUUCAAUAUCUAUCGGAGAUGGCGUCGUUGGUUCUCGGAAGCGGCCACGCCCUGACGGCCUUCUUCGCCGUGUUGGCCCAGGAAGCUCUGUCCCUGUCUUUGUCUUUGUCACAGGCACUCAACCUUAACGGUCGUGCUGCUGCUCUCGAGGCGCGACUUAACCUGGCCAACUUGAUCGUCAACACCCUCCGCGUCGCCACCGGACAGUACCUCUCAUUUACCAGGUCAUCUACCACCUCCGCCACCUCUGCCAGCGCACACGACUGGAAGACACUAUACUUGCGAGAACGGUUUUGUGACAGUUUAUACCAUUCUGGCCCAUCCUUUGCCCACGAGCGCGCCCAGGAGCGCCGCUUGCUGCUCCAUGACCAAGAACGCUUCUACGGCCCCACGGCCCGCAAUGUGCUGUACACAAUGACCAACGUGGCGGAUGACGCGCUGGAAAAUGGCGACGUGGUGGGCGCCAUUGAGCAUUUCAAUCAAGUUCUGACACGGGCCGACCUGUUGAGCGACUAUGGUCGUGCCAAGACGAGGUUUGCCGCCCUCGAGGGCCUGGGGAAGUGUUUCAUUGCUCGAGCAGAAGCGGAAGGGGAAGCAGCAGCGAGCAGGUCAGACAACGUGUAUGCUGCACCGGAGCUCGACCCUCGACUCGGGGUGGGGAGUGGGACCGGCGAUAUCAACACGGACGUUGACGAUGCCACCCUUGGACAUAGCAGCGCGUACGCCUACACGCAACUGAAUACCAAUAUUUUGUCGGGUCAGUUUGCUGGAAUCACCAGUAUCCCUGUCACAGUCACAGCGCCAACGACAGCGGUUCACUGCGUCUGUGCUUGCAGUUGCGCAUGCCACAGUCACAACCAUGCAACUGGGCCAUCACACCCAUCAUACUCGGGGGAAAGUAGCAACCUGGGAACCGGGACAGCCACCCCCUCGACGUCGUCGUCGUCGUCGUCGUCUUCGCGCCCCGCUUCUCUGAACGAGCAGAUACUCGAACAAGAUCCAAUUCCAUAUCCAUAUCAAGACCCGUCUCAAGGUGGGCAUUCCAGGGGUGAUGGUGAUGGCGAUGAUGGUCAAACAGGGUCUGUGUGGUUCCAGCAGCAGGACUUGCAAUUCGUCGCGGGUCAUACUCAAGUUCAGCCUCAGACUCAAGCCCAAGCCCAAGCCCAAACCGAAACUCGGAGUCAGAUACAGAUGCCUAUGAAAAAUCCGAACCCGAGUAUAACAAGAAAUCUCGGCGAGAACGGUAUGCAAGGGUACUGUCUUCCUCUGCGCCAGUACAGCCCCCAACUGCCAGGCGAGGAUGCGGCACUCGCCGGGGGGGUCGGAUAUUCUGUUCAAUCUUCUAUCUACCCUCACCUUGAGCUUGGUGAUUCAGAACAAAGACAAGAACAAGAAAGGGAGAGGGAGAGGGAAAGAGAGCUACGAAAGGAAAGUGAAAGAGCAAGGGAGAGAGAGCUGAUGGAAAGGGAGCGAGAACUACAAAGAAGACGAGAAUUACUGGAAAGGGAGAGAGAACUGCUGGAAGGGGAAAUAAAGCUGCAAAGGGAGAGAGAACUGCUGGAAGGGGAAAUAAAGCUGCAAAGGGAAAGGGAACGGCAGAGCAAGAGACAAGAUGACCUCCAUCAAGCUCUGAGGUACUUUUGCGCCGCCGAGGCCGAGGCGCGCGUGUGGUUUGACACGACGAGUCGACGGACGGCACGAGUCAGGGCGAAGAUCGAUGAGAUUCGCGAGAUGGUGACGGCGACGGAGUUCUAG